This is a messenger RNA of Hordeum vulgare subsp. vulgare (domesticated barley), 1820 nucleotides long. RefSeq names its product alpha/beta hydrolase domain-containing protein 17C-like. NCBI's taxonomy places the organism in Eukaryota, Viridiplantae, Streptophyta, Magnoliopsida, Poales, Poaceae. The transcript has 6 exons. The record is from RefSeq and is a predicted model, not a curated record. Bases 482 to 1525 code for a protein of 347 amino acids.
CCUCUACACGCGCACACACGCUCUCCUUCUCUUUCUCGAGCGCGCACGCACGCACCGCACACCAGUCCACCACCCUCCCUCUGUCUCUGUGCAGCAUGAGUAAUAAAUGGCAGUGGCAGCGUGGCUGAGGCGGACGGACGGACGGACGGACGGAGCUCUCUUCCCUACUGGUCCACACCCACACCCUCCUCUCCUCCCCGCCGCUUGCUCUUCUUCUUCUUCCUCCUCCUCCUCUCCCUCUCUCUCUCUCUUCGCUGCUCGCCAUUUCCCCACAAUGCACUAAACCCUCUUAAAACCUCCCGCCCCAUCCCAGCAAACAACGGAACCGGACGGGGUUCAUACGACUUGGGGGGAUAGCAGCGUGCCAAUUUCUUCUUGAUGUUUUGUCGAUUUGGCUUCUACUCUCACUGAACAAGAGGAGUGGAGAGGUUCCCUCUGAUGAGCAGCAGCACUGCCUGUCGAUGACUGAGCGCUGCCACCGAUGCUUUCGGGGUGCUCGGUGUCCAGUCUCGCGGCGAGGUUCGCCUUCUUCCCGCCGGACCCGGCCACGUACGCCGUCCGGAAGGACGAGGCCUCGGGCCGCCUCGUCGCCUCCGGCGUCCCGCGGGACAACGCCCUGGAUGUGCUGCUCCUCGACACCACCAGGGGGACCAAGGUCGUUGCCUUCUACCUCAGGAACCCCUGCGCGCGCCUCACCCUGCUCUACUCGCACGGCAACGCCGCCGACCUCGGCCAGCUCUACGAUCUCUUUGUGCAGCUCAAGGUCAAUCUCAAGGUCAAUCUGAUGGGAUAUGACUACUCGGGGUACGGAGCAUCUACUGGCAAGCCAAGUGAAGAGAAUACAUAUGCAGAUAUUGAAGCAGUUUACCAGUGCUUAGAAACUGAGUAUGGAAUCAGCCAGGAAGAGCUUAUCCUGUAUGGACAAUCUGUUGGCAGUGGGCCCACAUUGCAUUUAGCAUCUCGUUUACCAAGAUUGCGUGGUGUGGUUCUUCACAGCGCUAUCCUGUCAGGCCUCCGUGUUGUUUGCCAUGUGAAUUUUACUUUUUGCUUUGACAUUUACAAAAAUGUCAAAAAAAUAAAGAAGGUGAAAUGCCCAGUGCUUGUUAUUCAUGGGACCGAUGAUGAUGUUGUGAAUUGGUCACAUGGUAAUGAGCUGUGGAAGCUGGCAAGGGAGCCGUAUGAUCCACUAUGGAUCAAAGGAGGUGGUCACUGCAACCUGGAGCUGUACCCUGACUUCAUCCGCCACCUCUCCAAGUUCAUCCGUGAAAUGGAGAGUGUGACGACGAAGACGAGGCUGAAGAAGAUUCGACAGUCCCUCGAGACGGCAAAGACAGCGUACCGCGUGAACACGGCAACAAGCACCACCUUCACUACCAACUGUUGCUGUCGUAUUCGGGUUCGCAAACCGAGCUGCAAUUUCGGCUGCAGCUGCUGCCAUGCAGUGAGGAAAUGCUUCACAUUUCGUGUAUUCAAGUGCCCAGCCUGCUGCAGCUGCUUCAAGUGCUGCUGCGGCUGCGGCGGAUAACGCCGAUCUCUAUGUGCUUGCGCUUGUGCUUGUAUAGGAAAAAGGAACGGUCCGGGGGAUAUCUUCUAACCCUUGGAAUGCUCUAGGACUAAACUUAGAUUUUUCAGUUGGAAAAACAUGUAUUCCCCAUUCUCCUCUGUAGUUGCUCGACAGCUUUGUGUAAUGGUGGCAUAAGCUAUUGGCUGUCGAGCUUAGAACAGUCGUGAGGUUGUGAAUUGAUUUGAACCUGAUCGACCCACACAUGUUUCAGCUGUUGUGGCAUGAAGCCAUGAAAUCUCAGAGUUUGGAUCCGGUU